AUGAUCGGACCUUUGGUUGACCAGGCCAAAGACGCAGCUCGCCACUAUAAAGAAGUCGCGAUGGUGGAGGGGAAGAAGGCGCUGGCCACGGCCUGGAAGUACGCGGAGCUGCCUCCUCUCCGCGACCGUCGACUGCUCCGGCAGCAUGUAGUUCAUGUGCACGAGAUGGAUGCGGAGACGAUGAAGUAUUCAAGAAUCCACGACCGAGUAAGAGAAGAGCUGGACGACGCUCAGCAGAUGGAGGAGGAGCUGCACUUCGGUCUCAAGAAGAGGAACAAGCGCCACGCUCCACUGCUGAACCGGUUCCAGGAGCUCAAGACCGAAGCGGACAGAGCGCAGCGUGAGCAGAUGAUGGAGGCGAUUGAGCAGCGCGGCAGGCGGAGGAGAAGGAGAAGAAGGCGGAGCGGCUCUUUGGACGCCAAGAGAGCGUUCGAGCGGCUGCAGACGACGUCUUCAAUUGGAGUUUUUGAUACAGCUUAUGAACCAGGGGAAUGGAACUCGGCGAUUGAAGGCGGACACCGGACGGGUCUAGACGAGCACACGGUUGGAAUCUCCACUACUCGUGGGUUUAUCAUUGAGAACGAGAAGAAACGGAUCGAGUUACUCGAGAUUCAGUCCAAAGUGACGAUGUUGCGCGAGAAAUUGGAGCAAGUGGAGCAGGCCAAGACGAAUCUGGGGCUGGAUAUGAGAACGAUUCUCGAACGGAAAGACCAUUUACUACAGGAAAUUAAGCAAGUCCGGGCGGAGCAGGAUGAUCUGAACGACGUGCUGGCAGGACCGCCACGGAGAGACCCGUCGGAGCGCGAGAAGCAGCAGUUCCACACGUUGGUGACGCGCAGAGCUGCCUACAUGAAGCAGCUCAAAGACCUGGACUCGCGUAUCGCGAAUAUUCAGAAACGAACUGAAAUUGUUCAUCGAUCCGAGGCCUCAUUCCUGCCGAUGCUGAAGCAAGCCGAAGAGAAACUGGCUGAAGUUCAGGCUCAAGUGGGUGCUAUUGAGAAGGAACGACAUGAACUGCCCGUGGUGGUAGGCAAAGCCAUCUUCCAGCCUGAAGGUGAGGGCACAGAGUCAAUGCCCGUUCAAGUCACCAAGCCUUUUAUUGAUCCGACGAAGCUACUGAACCAAGUGACUAUGGAGAGCAAGUUUGAGAUUCUGAAAAUUGCCGUGGCGCCUGUGAACGAACACUACAAGAAGUCGAAGACUCACGCGAUCGAGGCGUGGAAGGUCAACGAGUUUCGGUCGCUUGCGGAGCAAGAGCAGGACAGCGCCAAAGCUCGACUGGUCAAAGUGCGAGACCGCUACGUAGAGCUUCAAAACACCGCACUUCGAAGUGAUAUUGUGCACGCCAUUCAGAAAUUCCAUGUAAAUGACAACAAACUGCGCCGGUGUAUUUUCCCUUUGAAAGGCUCGAUCGAGUGGUGGAGCCACCAAGUGCCUAAGAAAUCCAUGGGGCUGGCAUACUCUGUUGAAACCAACUCGAUUAUUCUGGCGGAGGGGGAGACCACGGGGAAAAUUACGGGCUGCAUUCAUCUUCCGAAGCGCUGCUUCUAUACGAUUCAAAUGAGCGUCGGCAUCCAGAGAGUUGGUGCUGAAAUCGACGGAUCUGAUGCUGAUCUAGACCUGGACAAGCUCACAGAGGACUGGAAGCUGUACAUUGGACCAGAAACGGACUCGUUACAGCAUCAUACCUUCCGAGACCUUGGCGGAAAGAUCUUGCGGACGGGAGAUUUGACCUUUGAAUUUUCAGGUUAUCGGCUCUGUUUCUGCUUGGAGGUCACUCACAAAGGGAUCACUGACCCCAAGCGUAAGACUCUUCGGUAUGUUUUGAGUAACGCGGCUAGAUAUGAAGAGCGUCUGGAGGAUUUUCGAGAAGAAGAAAACCGCGUACGACUUCUCCAGAAGGAGAAACACUUUGUGUCGGAGCUGGUGAAGACGAUGCGCAUGCAGUCGAAGAAAACGAGUAGCCAGCGAGCGACAGAGCUGCUGCUGGAGCUCAUCCAGGUGGAGAGAAGCAAGACGAAAAUGUGGGACUCCACGCUGUUCCAUGGACAUUUCCAGAGAUUCAAGCGAGCCGAGUACGUGAACAUGCUGCGAGGGGAGAUUAAGAAGGAGAUCGCAGUUCAAAUCGACCACAGUAUUGCUCUUCGUCAAGGUCGAGUUAGUGAGAGUGAGCUGUUGGCUGCCGGUACUCCAGUGGUUAUCGAUAAUUCUGUGCAGGGCAAGAGGAAAGAGAUAUCACGAGUGGACUUUCAAGCUCGGAAAUCUGCGCUAAUGGAGCCAAAGCGGCUGGCUGUGCAGAAGUUCUUGGGGGAUUUUUGCAGCUUCAAAUCGCUCAUUGUUGGCAGGGGGAAUUCUCUCACGGGGUCUUACCGAAAAGAGACCAUGAUUGUUGGCGUUCGAUACGAGUGGCGGGAAGCGCGAAUGAAGCUUCAUGUUAUGCACAAGCUUUGUGGACCUUCGAGCAGUGUUGUGGAUACAACUGAGAUGAAUUUAUCUGUCAAGACGGAGUGGUUUCAACUGGACAAUGCAAACGCCGUUUUCUUGGCGAGUUCAUGUGCCAGGAUACUCCGAAGAUGGCGGCGAGAGGAAGCAGAAGCCCGCGUUCUUGUAGUCGCCAAGGACGCAAAGAUCGAGCAGUUGCAACAAGAGACGCAGAAGAACAUCCAGGAGGAGAACGAUGCCGCUAUCCGAGAGGCAAAAGAGGACGAGAUUCUCUCCCAGCAGAUGCAACAGGAGCUGGCUCGCAGAGAGAAACUCUUCUACGCGGACGCUAUCCGACUGACGACGUACAACGAGGCUGUCUCCUCCCAGAUCGACUUCCAAGUGCAGCGCAAGCUCAACGUGCUGCAACAAACUUCGAAAUCUCCCAUCAAUAUCACGCCUAUCGUCCACGAAGUGAAAGAAAACUUUGCAAAACAAUUCGUCCAAGGAAAGCUCGCGUUGGUAAAGAAAACGUGGGAGCGGAAGACCAAGCGCGUCAGCAGCAAACGCACUAAGGCGUGGAAAGAGCGCGAGUUCCGCAUCCGCCAGGAGCAAGAGUUGGUGAAGGAGGUCAAUGAAUCCAACGAGGGCGAUCUGGCAGCUCUAAAGUCUAAUCAGGAGCAGCGAGCGAGGGAAGAAAUGCUGCGGAUCCCGAACUUUCAAGCUGCGAUCGAGCAGGCUUUCGACUGCGAACAUCUCGAGUUGAAAGCGUGGGGAACCAAGUACGACUUUGGUUUAAAGUGCAAGAAAUGCGGGAAAGAAAUGUCCAAAUCGUGCGACGACCCCAACCACGCCAGAGGUGGGCACGUUGAACUGGAUGAAGACGUUCGGAUCCACCGCGCUCAAGUGACCAGCGGCGCUGCGUUUCGCUUCGAAAGUGCAGACCAUCUUCAUAAAGUGGAGAACGAGCGUCUUCGACUCGAGAAAGAGGCGCGGUCGAUUGAGCAGGAGGAGGCGAUGCUGUACGACCGCGUGGAUCCCAAGUCCAUUGACGAUUUCAACUAUCGCCAUGGAAUUAACCGAGGAAUUCUGCUAGAAAAUGCAGAUAGCUCCGACCCGUUGUACCCUCGGUUGGUUCAGGACAUUCAUCGAGCUUCGCACCAAGAUGAAAUUUUGUUUCACGGAAGACUGCGGAAUUUUAACUUUCGCAUCCAGCAGAUUUUCAAACAGCACGCCGAGUGUACACGAAGGCUGGAAAUGCAGCGCGCUUUUCUGGAGAAUGCGAACCAGGAGAAUGAGACGGUGUUGAAGAAGCUUCCUCUGAUCGGAGCGGAUCACGCUCGAGCCGUGACGUUAAUCGAGGAAGAUGCGGCGGUUUUGAAGAGGCUUGAGGAAGCAAAAGUGGCGCUGAUUGCAGCUCAAAAAGAGCGAGAGGCUGCGUACUACGCUAUUGAAGGUGUCGAGGAAGAGGCUGAGUUCUCCGAGUUUCACGCUCCCGCUCUGAUCAAAAGCAGCGACGAAAUGAGCGCAAUUUUUAAGCGAAUCCAGGCAGAAUUCGACUUUGUCAAACAGCAACUUGGCACUGCGAAGGAGCGACUAAACAAAGCUGAGGGCGAGCGAAGUAAGGUCGAUUCGCUGAUGAAUCGACUGUACUGUCGCACGCAGAACUCGGUACUGCGCACCAGAUACGGCUUUGUGAAGGUUAAAUACUACCGAACCGAGGACAAUUGCGUGGUGGUGAGCCCUCUGCACUGGGAGGCGACACUGUUCAUCCCUAUGGACGAGAUUCUAGCGUACGAAGCCAUGUACCGAGAAGAUGAGGGCUCUGCCAUGGCGGAAGAAGACGAAAAAGAGAAGGAGGAAGUUCUCCUGACUGAAACAAUUUGUCAGGAUGAAUUAGAGCUGCAAUUUAACUACGAGAUGGAAGGACGAAAGAGAAGUAUCGAGUCCGCUCGUAAGGAAGCUCUACAUCUUCAACGACGUGGUCGUGUGUACCCUCCUCGAAUUCGUCGACCGCUUACCCAACGUCCCAGUCGGUUCGAUACUAAAAGAGUCACGCGAGCAAGUGAAAAGCGGUUGGCAAUGGCCACGAUCGAGCAGCAAUUACUUGCCAAGGAGAAGAAGCUACGAAAUGAGAGCUUGCGCGAGCGGAACACUAUCAGUGUCAACUCCCUGGCGCGUGAAGUUUACGGCGAGCUACUGGCAGAUAUAGUCAAUGAGCUUUGUGCGGAGAAGAUUCACCAGGGAAAACACGAAGCGGACGAGCUCCUCCGCUCCAAAUGCAGUGCAGUUAUCGUCGCUACAGAUCAAGAGAUCGCUCCUAGCGGUGCUUUAGUCGCUCCGUUAUUGGGUCUCGAUCGACUGUGGGUCUCCAGGAAGCAGAAGUACACUAUAUUGUACUCCACUUGGCGUCAGGAGUACGCGAAACUCCAGCUUGUUCGGGACGAGAUGGCACGGCGUGAGGAGCUGCGUCGACUCGCAGAAGAAGAGCGACUUCGCCUGGAAGCUCGACGUAAGGAGAUGCUGGCGGAAGAGCGGUUAUGCCGUACGUUUUACCUGGAAGAGAUCGUCUUGUACAUGCAGGAGCGGAAGGCCAUGGCCAACGCGGAGAUGGAGAUGAGGGAGUACCUCCGCCAGCUCGAACUCGAGGCCAUGAAGACAAAGUACUCGAAAAUGGUCGAGGAUCGGAAUCGAGUAAACGAUAAAGCCGCGCGUAGACUUGAGAUCAAACUCGGCAAGAACGAGCAGCAUCGGCUGCACCGCGAGUGGCGGCAGAUCAAGAUCGAGGACGAGUUGUCCAUGCAGAUCCGAGAGAAAGAGAUCGCUGACGCACUGGCUGAAGCCUUGGAGCGGCAGUUCGACAAGUAUCUAGCGGAUCAGUUGGCGCAGGGCAAACUCUCAGCCGAACUGGAGGCCAGUCGCAUAGCAGAAAGGCUGCGCGAAGCUCAGCAGGUUGCGAUGGAGAAGCGCAGAGCGUUCGAGGCCAAAAUGGUGCAGGAACGGAUGAUCGCGACGGUGGAGACCUUCUACGCUCUCUCUAGAGCCGAGGUGGAGUGGAUGGAUGCCGUUGAAAGAGCCAAGUUUUGGCAGCGAAGAGCUCCUCCGUUGGAGGAAAACUUGAGAAAAAUGGAGCCUGAGCUCAAGAGAAUUCAGGAAGAACGUGAACGUGUUGUGAAUGACGCCAAAUCCAAGCGAGAGUACGCAGAUAAGUGCAAAAAGCGGAUUGCAGAAGCUGAUAUUUCUCUGUCUCGGGCGAUUCAGGAGAAGGAGAAGGCCAUGCUGAAGUACAAACGAGUGCACAAGUUGAACGCCACGAUCGACUCUGAAGUGCUGCACGGUCGGGUCCAGCGCUUCCGAACGGUUUACUUACGGGACCGACUGCACGUCCAGUACUUCGCUCUGUUGACGUAUUCCAUCAUCCGACGCGCUCUUGUCGAGUGCAGCGAGCGCGAGAUUACUCGACUGCAAGAGCAGAUUAAGAAGCUGGAGCAAGAGCGACUUUUCAAGAGCAAGGAGGUGAGUGUGUUGCAGAGGAAACGACGACGAGCGCUGCGUAUGCGGCUGCGGCGCGCCGAGCUGAACAAAUUGAUGUUCGGCCACUCGCGCCGUCGCCUGCUGAAGGAAAUGUUUCAACGGUGGACGAAGCUCUGGUCGGAGCGUAACCGAGUGCGUGCGUCCUUCAAGCUCAAGCACGAGAUGCUGCUGCAGAAGCAAAAGCUCACGAUGACUACCAGUUCCCCGCUAUUGAAACAGCAAAGCCUGGUACGCGAGAAUAAGCCCGCAGCUGAUAUCCCUACUCGAUUAUCAACCAUGCACGACCACCAGCGUCGACUACUGCAGUGUCGCCUGUGUCGGCAGAAGUACUCGGAAGAGCAGAACAACCGCUACUCAUGCACGUAUCACCCUGGUACCUACGAAUUUGCGUGCGUCCGAACGUGUGAGACCCGUCGGAACGCGUCGUCAGGCCCUGCCGCAGUGCCUGCCUCCUGUAUGAUGCACCGAGCCAAGCGCUGGCUGUGCUGUGACGAGACGGAGGAAGGUCGCUACGGCAGUUCAGGCUGCGCCAGGAGGUUCCACUUACCUGCACGCAACAACCCGGAGCUGGAACAGCUCGUGGACACCAAGACAGCUCAAGAACAGACGAUUCUUGAUCAAGUUAACCAACAGCUACUGGAACUGCGCGAGCGCGACGUGGUGGGGAAGAUGAAGUUCGCGACCAAGUCCGUCGUCACCAAGAUGGAGCAGGAGCUGGCCAAGCAGCGAGCCACUGCCGCCAGGUUCCACACGCUCGACCGUCGCAGUUAAGCUGUAACUCAAUUCAGAGCCUCUUGGACCAGUCUCUGCAGGUAUUCCGUGGCCACUCCGCAGUCGUCUGCCAGGCGUUCAAACGGACUGCGACCUGAAGUUUCCCUGCUGGUAGGUGAGUGCUGGGGUUUGAUGAAUUUGGUGAAGCGGUGGACCAGCGAGCGCUUCUCCGGUGAAGUUUGACUGGACGGGGAGAUCUCGGCUGAAGUCUCGACUCCAGUGACUUCUUGGGGGAGAAUCACCAUCUCCGGGUAUCGGUACGAGUACUCGACGGCAAGAUUGACGAUCGAUCUCGCGUCUUCCGGCUCGAUGGCGCGUUGAAGCUCC
Messenger RNA from Phytophthora sojae, 7053 nucleotides. RefSeq lists its product as hypothetical. The record is from RefSeq and is a predicted model, not a curated record. The transcript has 10 exons. The coding region runs from base 1 to 6726 and encodes 2241 amino acids. Lineage: Eukaryota; Oomycota; Peronosporomycetes; Peronosporales; Peronosporaceae.